This is a messenger RNA of Micropterus dolomieu (smallmouth bass), 2077 nucleotides long. RefSeq names its product zinc finger protein 771-like. The record is from RefSeq and is a predicted model, not a curated record. Gene Ontology annotation, molecular function: RNA polymerase II cis-regulatory region sequence-specific DNA binding; DNA-binding transcription factor activity. Gene Ontology annotation, biological process: regulation of transcription by RNA polymerase II. Bases 32 to 1516 code for a protein of 494 amino acids. The transcript is spliced from 2 exons. Lineage: Eukaryota; Metazoa; Chordata; Actinopteri; Centrarchiformes; Centrarchidae.
GAGUGUGUCUGGAGGAAAAGCUGCUGUAAACAUGUCUAAAGUCCAAACGCUGAGAGCUUUUGUCCAGCAGCGACUAAGUGCGGCUGCUGAAGAGAUAUUUGAGCUGUUUGAAAGAACGAUAGCAGAGUACGAGGAGGAACUUUGUGGACAACGCAAACUACUGGACGCUGUUUUCAAGCCUGAAGUCCGGUUACACAGAGCAGAAGUCCAGCUGCUGUUGGUGAGUAAAGAGGAGGUUCCUCUUGAGCAGCAGGAGUGGAGCCCCAGUCUGGACCAGGAGGACCCACCAGAGCCCCCAUACAUUAAAGAGGAACAGGAGGAACUCUGGACCAGUCAGAAGGGAGAGCAACUUCGAGGGCUGGAGGAGACUGAUACCACCAAGUUCACAUUCACCCCUGUCCCUGUGAAGAGUAAAGAAGACAAUGAAGAGAAACCUCAGUCCUCACAGCUUCAUCAAAGACUCACUGAACAGGAGAAAACAGAUGCUGAUGGAGAGGACUGUGGAGGACCAGAACUAGCUAGGAACUCUGAUCCAGAUAGACCUUUACAACCAGAUACUGAGGAUGUGACAUCAGAGACCAGGGAACCUCAGUCAUGUUUAAAUCUUUUGCAAAACAACAGUGGAUGUAUCACUGGUGAGAAACCUUUCGGCUGCUCAGAGUGUGAUAAACGAUUCUACACUAAAUCAAGUCUGAGACAACACAUGAAAGUCCACACAGGACAGAAACCCUUCAGUUGUUCUGUCUGUGGUAAAAGAUUUUUCGAAAGCUCAGAUUUGAUCAAACACUUCAGAGUUCACACAGGAGAAAAACCUUUCAGCUGCCCAGUUUGUAAAAACCGUUUCAGUGACAGAAGCAAUUUGUACUCUCACAUGAAAAUCCACACAGGAGAAAAACCCUUCAGUUGUUCUGUCUGUGGUAAAAGAUUCGCACAAAGAUCAAGUUUGACCAAACACUUCAGAGUUCAUACAGGAGAAAAACCUUUCAGCUGCUCUGUUUGUACAAAAUGUUUCAGUGCCAGAAGCAAUUUGUCCAAACACAUGAGAGUCCACACAGGAGAAAAACCCUUCAGUUGUUCUCUCUGUGGUAGAAGAUUCGCAAAAUGCUCAAGUUUGACCUCCCACUUAAAUGUUCAUACAGGAAAAAAAACUUUCAGUUGCUCUGUUUGUAAAACAAGUUUUGAUGAGAAAAGCGAUUUGUCCAAACACAUAAGAAUGCACGCCAGGAAGAAACUCUGUAGUUCCAGCCUUUCUGGUAAAAAAAAAAUCAACUCGCUGGUGAGAGCAGAGGAAGGAAAUGAAGCUGCAGAGAUGCUUUUUGGGCCAAUUCCUUCCAGCAGGACUGAAGUACUGAGGGCAAGACUUUGCUCAACGCUGAUGAGUUCAGACUCCAGAAUAAGUCGAGCUUCAUCUUUUCAGCGAAGACGAAGCCAUGUGAUCAUUUUAAUUCUGUUCUUAUUUGUGUCACAUUAUUCGGUCAUUUUCCAGGUGCUUCUUGGUAUUGCUUGUAUUUGUUGAUUUAAAAUGGAUUAAAACUGUCUGAACGUAUUUUAAGUCACCUGUACAUCACAGUGGUCAACACGUGUUGUUUCAAAAUGUGAUUUAUAAAUGAAAUGACUUAUUUCCUAAACAACACAGGGUAUUUCUAAGUGAAUGGACUGUCCUGGUCUUGAAUCGAUUUCUUUGUGUUAAACAUGAAGAGCUGAUUCUUGAACAGCUCUUACUGUAUUUGUGUUAUUUCUAUCAGGUCACAAGUGUUUAGAAAAUUCUGAUUUCACACAAUUGGACAGCUGAUCUGUUUGAUUCCCCCAGUUGCCUUUAAAUGUGAACGUUUACUGCAGUUGUUUUGUUUUGUUGGUGAGACAUAUGUCUCCAACCGGAGUUUUGUAGAACAGAGACAGUAAUGAUACAGUUGAUGUUGAUUUAUCAUUUGGGAACCCAAAUAGUUACGGAUCAGUAAGUAAUUUAUAGAUUAUCUGAUAGUAAGUAAAAUAAAAUACUUCCAUAUUUACUGGAACCUUUAAACCGGUUUGUGGAUGUUUCAUGUGUUUCUCAUGAUGUUAUAAAAGGUAUAAACCA